UCUCCAUCUUGGAAUUGGGAGGAAGAGGGAGAGGGAGAUCGGGACGAGACCAGGGCUCGGUUGCGGAGGGAAACUGAGACGGAGACGAGGAGAGGGAGAGAGGGCGCGAGGACAGCCGGCGGCAUCUUACCUACUAUUGUCCCGCUAUCCUCGAGAGAGAGAAGAGGCACGGGAGGAGGCUGGGGCGGGAGUGGGGGCUGUCACCCUCGGAUGCUGGUGUGAGAGGGGCCGUGCGGCCGGACGUCCUCGGGUUGGGCCCCCUGUUGGUGGCGGAAGACCCGGGGCUCAGCCACCUGGGUCCCGAAUUGCCAGGCUUGGCCCCUCGCGUCUCAGAUAUCCGGCAUCAGCCCCUCCGAUUCCAAAUAUCCGGGGUUCGGGUCCCAACCUUUCUAAACCUAGGGCUCUGUUGCAUAGCAUUUCAGCUAUUUGGGGUUCGGCCCAGACUUUUAAAUACCAGGUGCAGUCCCCUUGCGCUCAAAUAUUCGGGGUUCAGACCCCCACAAUCAGAAACCCAGAAUUCAGCAACUGUCGCCCUCGAAGAGGAGGAGGACUGGACCGCGAGGUCCUAUCAGGUUGUCACCCCCUCCCCACCAGGGGAGGCUUCCCGGGCCCACCCCUCAGGAAGGGCGAAAGCGGAGGAAGAGGUGGCAAGGGGAAGGGUCUCCUUGCCCCUCACCCUGCUCGGCAGAGCCGCUGGAGGACCCCAGGAGGAGGCGGAGGCGCUGGGGCACCAUAGUGACUCCUUCCAGGCCAGGCCCGACUCUCAGGGCCCCCGGGGGCCACCAUGCCGGCCGGGGGCCGGGCUGGGAGCCUAAAGGACCCUGAUGUGGCUGAGCUCUUCUUCAAGGAUGACCCUGAAAAGCUCUUCUCUGACCUCCGGGAAAUCGGCCAUGGCAGCUUCGGAGCCGUGUAUUUUGCCCGAGAUGUCCGAAACAGUGAGGUGGUGGCCAUCAAGAAGAUGUCCUACAGUGGGAAGCAGUCAAAUGAGAAGUGGCAAGAUAUCAUCAAGGAGGUGCGAUUCCUACAGAAACUUCGGCAUCCCAAUACCAUUCAGUACCGGGGCUGUUACCUGAGAGAACACACAGCUUGGCUGGUGAUGGAGUAUUGCUUGGGCUCAGCUUCUGACCUGCUAGAAGUGCACAAGAAGCCCCUCCAGGAAGUGGAGAUUGCAGCUGUGACCCAUGGGGCCCUUCAAGGCCUGGCUUACCUCCACUCCCACAACAUGAUCCACAGGGAUGUGAAGGCCGGGAACAUCCUGUUAUCGGAGCCAGGCUUGGUGAAGUUGGGGGACUUCGGCUCUGCAUCCAUCAUGGCACCUGCCAACUCCUUUGUGGGCACCCCAUACUGGAUGGCUCCGGAAGUGAUUCUGGCCAUGGAUGAAGGGCAGUAUGAUGGCAAGGUGGAUGUCUGGUCCUUGGGAAUAACCUGCAUCGAGCUGGCGGAACGGAAACCACCACUGUUUAACAUGAAUGCGAUGAGUGCCUUAUACCACAUUGCACAGAACGAGUCCCCUGUGCUCCAGUCAGGACACUGGUCUGAAUACUUCCGGAAUUUUGUCGAUUCCUGUCUCCAGAAAAUACCACAAGACAGGCCAACCUCAGAGGUUCUUCUCAAGCACCGUUUUGUCCUCCGGGAGCGACCACCCACAGUCAUCAUGGACCUAAUCCAGCGGACCAAGGAUGCUGUGCGGGAGCUGGACAACCUGCAGUACCGCAAGAUGAAGAAGAUUCUGUUCCAAGAGGCACCGAAUGGUCCUGGCGCUGAGGCCCCAGAGGAAGAAGAGGAAGCAGAACCCUACAUGCACCGAGCUGGGACCCUGACCAGUCUGGAGAGUAGCCACUCGGUGCCCAGCAUGUCCAUUAGCGCCUCCAGCCAGAGCAGCUCUGUCAAUAGUCUAGCUGAUGCCUCAGACAAUGAGGAAGAGGAGGAGGAGGAGGAAGAAGAGGAGGAGGAGGAAGGUCCCGAAGCUCGGGAGAUGGCUAUGAUGCAAGAAGGGGAGCACACAGUUACCUCCCACAGCUCCAUCAUCCACCGGCUGCCGGGCUCUGACAACCUUUAUGAUGACCCCUACCAACCAGAGAUCACCCCAAGCCCUAUCCAGCCACCCACAGCCCCGGCUCCCACCUCCACCACUUCUUCUGCUCGCCGCCGGGCCUACUGCCGCAACCGGGACCACUUUGCCACCAUCCGGACGGCCUCUCUGGUAAGCCGUCAGAUCCAGGAGCAUGAGCAGGACUCAGCCCUGCGAGAACAGCUGAGUGGCUAUAAGCGGAUGCGACGACAGCACCAGAAACAGCUGCUGGCCCUGGAGUCUCGGCUCAGGGGUGAACGCGAGGAGCAUAGUGCACGGCUGCAGCGGGAGCUCGAGGCACAACGGGCCGGCUUUGGGGCUGAGGCAGAAAAGCUGGCACGAAGGCACCAGGCUAUCGGUGAGAAGGAGGCACGGGCUGCCCAGACUGAGGAGCGUAAAUUCCAGCAGCACAUUCUCGGACAGCAGAAGAAAGAGCUGGCUGCCCUGCUGGAGGCACAAAAGAGGACCUACAAACUUCGAAAGGAGCAGCUAAAGGAGGAACUCCAGGAGAAUCCCAGCACACCCAAGCGGGAGAAGGCUGAGUGGCUUUUGCGACAGAAGGAACAGCUCCAGCAGUGCCAAGCAGAGGAGGAGGCAGGCUUGCUACGGCGGCAGCGGCAGUACUUUGAGCUGCAGUGUCGCCAGUAUAAGCGUAAGAUGCUGCUGGCCCGUCACAGCCUGGACCAGGACCUGUUGCGGGAGGACUUGAACAAGAAACAGACACAGAAGGACUUGGAGUGUGCGUUGCUGUUGCGGCAACAUGAGGCCACACGGGAGCUGGAGCUUCGGCAGCUCCAGGCUGUGCAGCGCACACGAGCUGAGCUCACCCGCCUGCAGCACCAGACGGAGCUGGGCAACCAGCUGGAGUAUAACAAGCGACGUGAGCAGGAGUUGCGGCAGAAGCAUGCGGCCCAGGUUCGCCAGCAGCCCAAGAGCCUCAAAGUACGUGCAGGCCAGCGCCCCCCGGGCCUCCCGCUCCCCGUUCCUGGGGCUCUGGGACCACCCAGCACAGGCACCCCUAGAGAAGAGCAGCCCUGCUCAUCUGGCCAGGCGGCAGUCCUGGACCAAGGACUGCUGGGAAAGGAGGAAGCAGUUCCUGAGAGAAGGAUUCUGGGAAAGGAAGGGGCCACCUUGGAGCCAGAGGAGCGGAGGAUUGUAGGGGAAGAAUCAGAACCCCCUAGUCCCAGUGCACAAGAACAUAGGAGUCUGAUUGAUGAAGAUGUUUGGGGUCUACCCAGGGAGGAAAUAGAAGAGUUUAGAGUCCCAUCCCUGACACCCCAGGAGAGGAACAUUGUGGGCCAGGAGGAAGCUGAAGCAUGGAGGUUGUGGGAUAAAGGCGAUGGAAGCCUUCUGGAUGAGGAGUUUGACCUUGGCUGGGUUCAGGCCCCAGCUCUAACCCCGGUCCCUGAGGAGGAGGAAGACGAGGAGGAGGGGGCUCCAAUUGGAACCCCUAGAGAUCCAGGUGAUGGCUGUCCUUCCCCAGACAUCCCUCCUGAGCCCCCUCCAACAUAUUUGAGAUCUGGCCCUGCCAGCCAGUUACCUGGGCUCCUGUCCCAUGGCCUCCUGACUGGCCUCUCCUUUGCAGUGGGCUCCUCCUCCGGCCUUUUGCCUCUACUGCUGCUGCUCCCACUGCUGGCAGCCCAGGGUGGAGGGGGCCUGCAGGCAGCACUGCUGGCCCUUGAGGUGGGCUUGGUGGGCCUGGGGGCCUCCUACCUGCUCUUUUGUACAGCUCUGCAUCUGCCUCACAGUAUAUUCCUACUCCUAGCCCAGGGUACUGCACUGGGGAUUGUUCUGGGCCUGAGCUGGCGCCGGGGCCUUAUGGGGGUGCCUCUGGGCCUUGGAGUUGCCUGGCUACUAGCUUGGCCGGGCCUGGCUCUGCCACUGGCGGCUGUGGCAGCGGGGGGCAAGUGGGUACGACAGCAGGGUCCACGGAUGCGCAGGGGCAUCUCUCGCCUCUGGUUGCGGGCUCUGCUUCACCUGUCACCCAUGGCCUUCCGGGCCCUGCAGGGUUGUGGGGCUGUUAGAGAUGGGGGCCUGUUUGCGCUCUACCCAAAGACCAACAAGAAUGGCUUCCGUAGCCGUCUCCCUGUACCUGGCACCCGGCGUGGCAGUGCCCGUACUGCCUAUCACCCAUUAGCCCUGUUGUCAAGAGUUUGGGCCCUGUGCAAGGGCUGGAACUGGCACCUGGCACGGGCCAGUCAGGGUUUAGCUUCUCACUUGCCCCCUUGGGCAAUCCACACACUGGCCAGCUGGGGCCUGCUGCGGGGUGAACGGCCCAGCCGCAUCCCCCGACUGCUCCCACGCAGCCAGCGCCGGCUGGGUCCCCCUGCCUCCCGUCAGCUACCUUCAGGGACUCUAACUGGGCGAAAGUCGAGAACCCGCCAAUCUCGUGCGCUUCCUCCCUGGAGGUGACCAGCCAGCUCUUCCUCAGCCCAGACCUAGAGAGCAUUGAGCACUUUAUCUCCCACUCCUCAGUGACGUUUCUCCAGAACCAGGUCCCCCUCUCUCCCGUCCCUCCUUCAGUUGACUCCCAGCCUCCCAGGCAGGCUGCCUCUGCCGCAGCGGGGCCUGGAGGUUACACUUUGUGUCCUCCCAAUGCUCCUCCCACCCUAAGUUAUUGCUGUCCUCCCACUGUGUGUGUGCGCUCAUCCUCACCCUCAUCAACUCAGGCCUGGGGCCAGGGGUGGCAGUGGGUGGACCACAGGUUGGGUUUUGGGGUUUUUUUUUUCUCCUCUUUGAUUUUGUUUUUCUGUCUCCCUUCCAACCUGUCCCCUUCCCCCUACCAAAAAAAAAAAAAGAUAAAAAGACAAACACAAAUAAAAUAUCUGAGCGGAACUGUACCUUUGG
Molecule: messenger RNA, 4918 nt
Organism: Elephantulus edwardii (Cape elephant shrew)
Lineage: Eukaryota; Metazoa; Chordata; Mammalia; Macroscelidea; Macroscelididae
Gene: TAOK2
Product: TAO kinase 2
Exons: 16
Coding region: 785-4483 (1232 amino acids)
Biological process (GO): protein phosphorylation
Molecular function (GO): ATP binding; protein kinase activity
Source: RefSeq, a predicted model, not a curated record